GCCUGUCCUUCCCUCGGCUGCCAGCCUUUGCUGGGCGCCAGACCCGGCCUCGCCGUCCGGCUGCUCGCCUGCUGCGGCUUGUCACCCUCGGGGUCCCAGCCUUCGUGGGCUGGGGCCGCCGUUGCCGCGGCAGGACGGGGAGGCGGGCCAUGGCGUCCUGCGUGGGGAGCCGGACCCUGAGCAAGGAUGAUGUGAACUACAAGAUGCAUUUCCGGAUGAUCAACGAGCAGCAAGUGGAGGACAUCACCAUUGACUUCUUCUACCGGCCGCACACCAUCACCUUGCUCAGCUUCACCAUCGUCAGCCUCAUGUACUUUGCCUUCACCAGGGAUGACUCUGUUCCAGAAGACAACAUCUGGAGGGGCGUCCUCUCUGUCGUUUUCUUCUUUCUUAUCAUCAGUGUGUUAGCUUUCCCCAACGGUCCCUUCACUCGGCCUCAUCCAGCCUUAUGGCGAAUGGUUUUUGGACUCAGUGUGCUCUACUUCCUGUUCCUGGUAUUCCUGCUCUUCCUCAACUUUGAGCAGGUGAAAUCCCUAAUGUAUUGGCUAGAUCCAAAUCUCCGAUAUGCCACAAGGGAAGCAGAUAUCAUGGAGUAUGCUGUGAACUGCCAUGUUAUCACCUGGGAGAGGAUUAUCAGCCACUUUGAUAUAUUUGCAUUUGGACAUUUCUGGGGCUGGGCCAUGAAGGCCUUGUUAAUCCGUAGUUACGGUCUCUGUUGGACAAUCAGCAUUACCUGGGAGCUAACCGAGCUUUUCUUCAUGCAUCUUCUGCCCAAUUUUGCCGAGUGCUGGUGGGACCAAGUCAUUCUGGACAUCCUGCUGUGCAACGGUGGUGGCAUUUGGCUGGGCAUGGUUGUUUGCCGAUUUUUGGAGAUGAGGACUUACCACUGGGCAAGCUUCAAGGACAUUCACACAACCACCGGGAAGAUCAAGAGAGCUGUGCUGCAGUUCACUCCUGCUAGCUGGACCUACGUUCGAUGGUUUGACCCCAAGUCUUCUUUUCAGAGAGUGGCUGGAGUAUACCUCUUCAUGAUCAUCUGGCAGCUGACCGAGUUGAAUACCUUCUUCUUGAAGCAUAUCUUUGUGUUCCAAGCCAGCCAUCCAUUAAGUUGGUGUAGAAUUCUCUUCAUUGGUGUCAUCACAGCUCCCACAGUGAGACAGUACUACGCUUACCUCACGGACACGCAGUGCAAACGCGUAGGAACCCAGUGCUGGGUGUUUGGGGUCAUUGGUUUCCUGGAAGCUAUUGUUUGCAUAAAAUUUGGACAAGAUCUUUUCUCUAAGACCCAAAUACUCUAUGUUGUGCUUUGGCUUCUAUGCGUGGCAUUCACCACCUUCCUGUGUCUGUACGGCAUGGUUUGGUGUGCAGAGCACUAUGGUCACCGAGAGAAGACCUAUUCUGAGUGUGAAGAUAGCACCUACAGUCCAGAUAUCUCCUGGCAUCACAGGAAAGGUACAAAAGGUUCUGAAGACAGCCCACCCAAGCAUUCGGGCAACAAUGAAAGCCAUUCUUCCAGAAGAAGGAAUCGACAUUCCAAGUCAAAAGUCACCAAUGGAGUUGGAAAGAAAUGAAAGACCGUGGUUAAUCAAAGAUGUUCCAGAGAGUGCCUAGAACUGAGAGGGAAACGGAACUCAUUUGGACCUCCCUGUUAGGAGGUCAAAAUGUACAGAGCAAACAGGAAGAGGAGAGGGAACUUUUGGGGUCAUUAUUUGAGAGUGUAAGUCUUGUUUCCCACAGACCUGGCCACACAGGCAGCUCAAGGCCUGGGGUCCUUUUGCCAAUUGGGGUCUCUUCUAACUUCAGCACUUGGCAUGCAGUCACCGGUAGCACUACAGCGUGUUGGAAGGAAAAGGUAGCUGUUCACUCCCCGCUGCCCAGGGCAGCUCUGUGCUUGCGUGUAUUGUGGAUGCAAAGUAAACAUCGCCAUGCAGACAAGGCCUUAACCAAUGGUUAAUGGACUGCUCACCAGUUUGUAUUUUUAUGAAUCUGCCUUCUCAUCUGAUUGAUCUGUUUUUGAGUUCAGGCCACUUUUUUUUUUCUUUUUACAUGUUAACCAAUUUUUGUUGCAGUUUGGCCAGGGCUGGGCCUGAACCCGCCACCCUUGGUAUAUGGGGCUGGUGCCUACUCACUGAGCCAUAGGCGCCACCCCACUUUUAUUUUGUUGUUGUUGUUGUUACUUGUUUUUAAGUUAGGAUACUUAAAAGCCUUCAGACGCCAGUGCUGAAAUUGAAAUUGGGGGAGGGGUCCCCUCCCUUCUAGAGAAAAAAAGGGGGGAGAGCUCUUGUGAUCCUGUUUAGUAACCUCAGUCCCCUUUUGGAGAGCGUCACCGCACUGUGGGGGGUGCACCAGCCUGAGGAAAGGGAACUGCCCACAUAGGAACCUCGCUUCAGAUUGGAACCUUCCUCGUCUCCUUUCGAUGCCAUUUGUCCACUUACCCACAGUGCACAAAAGCGAACCUGUCAGAGAGGCCGUGAGCGCCCCCAGCCAGGUGCCUUUUACAUUUGAUUUGUUUUCCUUCAGUGGUGUGUGGCGACAUUGUCUCUUAGUCCCGUGUGAGGUGCUGGUGAGUAUUAGCCUUCAUCUGUGCCAUGCUCUAGAACAUUUACUCUGAGAAUUCACCACCUCUGAUGGAUCCCUGUUUUAAAUAAAAUGGUUCAUGUUAAAGCCCA
Messenger RNA from Otolemur garnettii (small-eared galago), 2669 nucleotides. RefSeq names its product phosphatidylserine synthase 1 (gene PTDSS1). The transcript is spliced from 13 exons. The record is from RefSeq and is a predicted model, not a curated record. NCBI's taxonomy places the organism in Eukaryota, Metazoa, Chordata, Mammalia, Primates, Galagidae. Gene Ontology annotation, biological process: phosphatidylserine biosynthetic process. Gene Ontology annotation, molecular function: L-serine-phosphatidylethanolamine phosphatidyltransferase activity. Bases 150 to 1571 code for a protein of 473 amino acids.